Messenger RNA from Exophiala dermatitidis NIH/UT8656, 3681 nucleotides. RefSeq lists its product as uncharacterized. The coding region runs from base 391 to 3033 and encodes 880 amino acids. Lineage: Eukaryota; Fungi; Ascomycota; Eurotiomycetes; Chaetothyriales; Herpotrichiellaceae. Gene Ontology annotation, molecular function: nuclease activity; RNA binding. Gene Ontology annotation, cellular component: cytosol; RISC complex; nucleus. Gene Ontology annotation, biological process: mRNA catabolic process; regulatory ncRNA-mediated gene silencing. The record is from RefSeq and is a predicted model, not a curated record. The transcript has 2 exons.
CAGCCAGGUCUUCGAGAGACAAACUGGCCUUUUCACCGCCAGUGGUCACGAACAGCAAGCUGUAUCAGAGGGUGACUUCGAUGAUCACUAUAAUAAACAAGGUCCAGUCCAAGCAUGAAUCUGUUCGAGUUGUUCAAGUGUUGCGUUUACCCCACAAAGUCACGCCGAUGAUUGCAUCAAGCAACAAUUAAUCAAGCCACCUUUCGCCGAGUUUGGAACUGCAUCACACUGCACUCACUGCACCAUCCUCCUGGUCACCGUUGUCACCAUCCGUCUCCUUACUACGUGACUGCUGUUCUUGCCUGCUGCUAGUAUUUAUAUUUCAUUCUCUCGCCUGAAUUCGUCUCUGCUUUACUGCAUAGCGUCUGGACCUCCCUGCUUGCUCUCAAAAUGGCUCUUCUUCAAGGCCGAGUUAAAAGUAUCUUGUCAGGCGACACUUUGGUCGUUGCCAACCAAAAAGGUGCCGAACGCACUCUGUCCCUAGCCUACAUCAGCGCCCCUCGAUUGAGACGCGAAGGCGACGAGCCAUUCGCAUUCCAGUCACGCGAGUUCCUCCGCGAACAGCUCCUAGGCAAGGUGGUGCAGUUUCAGAUCCUCUAUGCCAUCCCCACCACGAAACGAGAAUACGGCCGAGUCAAACUUCCCGAUGGCGGCGAAUUUCCCGACUUGGUCGUGCAGGAAGGUUGGGCGAAAGUGAGAGAGGAUGCCGGCCGCAAGGAAGACGACGAGAACACCCUGGCAUACCUCGACCAGCUGCGGUCGCUCGAAGCCGAGGCCAAGGCCAAAAACAAGGGACUGUGGGGCAAAGGCGGUCAGAUCGAGUCGUCCUCUGAAGUCUCGGACCCCAAUGCCCUUGUGGAACAGUACAAGGGCAGGAAGGUCGAGGCCAUUGUGGAACGUGUCCUCACCGGCGACCGAUUGAUCGCUCGACUCAUGCUCACCCCGACAAAACAUGUUCAGACCAUGGUUGUCCUGGCGGGCGUGCGAGCGCCGGCCACGAAAAGAACAUCGCCAGAAGGCAAAGAGAUCCCAGCAGAGCCCUACGGCGCGGAAGCACAUGCGUUUGUGGACGAGAGAUUACACCAGCGGAAAGUCUUGGUCGAACUACUGGGAGUAACGCCGCAGAACCAGCUCAUCGCCCAUGUCCUCCAUCCCAAAGGAAACAUUGCCAAAUUCCUGCUGGAAGCUGGCCUGGCCCGAUGCAACGACCAACAUGUCACCUUGCUCGGAAAUGAGAUGGCGCAAUUCCGACAGGCAGAGAAUGCGGCGAAGACCGCGAAAAGAGGCCUCUUUACUGGUGUCUCGGCCACUAAGUCUGCUGGCGUACAGGAUGCCGACUUCAUCGUGUCCCGUAUUCUGAACGCUGAGACCAUCUUCAUUCGCCCACGGUCGGGCGACGAACGCAAGGUCACCCUUUCCAGUAUCCGUCAACCCAAGCCAUCCGACCCCAAGCAAGCUCCUUUUGGUGCUGAUGCAAAGGAGUUUCUGAGGAAGCGGUUGAUCGGAAAACAUGUCAAGGUGUCAAUCGAUGGGAAACGGCCUGCAUCCGAAGGCUUUGAAGAGCGCGAAGUGGCUACAGUGACGGUCAAUGGAAAGAACGUUGCAUUGGCUCUGGUGGAAGCCGGCUAUGCCUCGGUCAUCCGACAUCGACGCGACGACGACGAUCGUUCGCCUGACUACGACGCCCUGCUCCUGGCUGAAGAGACAGCUCAAAAGGAAGAGAAGGGCAUGUGGUCGCCAAAACCGCCGGCGACGAAACAUUAUCAAGACUACUCCGAGAGCUUGCAGAAAGCUAAGAUGGAAGCGUCGGUCCUGCAACGGCAGAAGAAAGUUCCAGCCAUUGUUGACUUCGUCCGGACUGGGUCCAGAUUCGUCCUUUUGGUACCUCGCGACAAUGCUAAGCUCACCUUCGUUCUUUCGGGUGUCCGGACCCCCAAGCCUGCCCGACAACCGGGAGACACGGCCGAACCGUUUGGGCAGGAAGCAUACGAAUUCGCUUACCGACGGUGCAUGCAACGAGACGUAGAAAUUGACGUUGAAAACACUGACAAGGUUGGCGGAUUCAUUGGAACCAUGUAUGUUGGACGGGAGAAUUUCGCAAAGGCUUUGGUGGAGGAGGGUCUUGCAGAAGUGCACGCUUACUCUGCGGAGCAAAGUGGGCAUGCCAAUGAACUGUUUGCCGCCGAGCAAAAGGCCAAAGAAGCCCGCAAAGGCAUGUGGCACGAUUGGGAUCCCAGCAAGGACCAGGAUGAAGAAGCAGAGGUCCCUGCUGCCAACGGCGCGAACGGCACCAAUGGUGAGACCGCCGAAACCACGUCGAGACGGAAAGACUACCGUGAUGUGGUCGUGACCAACGUGGACGAGGCUGGCAAGCUCAAGAUCCAACAGGUCGGGCCGGGUACGGCAGCGUUGACGGAAUUGAUGGGCGCAUUCAAGUCGUUCCAUCUCAACAAAGCAAACGAGCAACCUCUCCCAGGACCUCCCAAGGUCGGCGAUAUCGUUGCGGCGCAAUUCACCGCAGACAAUGAGUGGUACCGUGCCCGCGUACGGAGGGUGGACCGCGAAGGGAAGAAAGUGGACGUAACUUAUCUCGACUAUGGCAAUUCCGAGACCCUGCCUUGGUCUCGAUUGCGCCCAUUGACCCAGCCGCAGUUCUCGACGCAAAAGUUGAAGCCUCAAGCAACCGAUGCGGUGCUGUCCUUCCUGCAACUGCCUCCAUCACCGCAGUAUCUGCGAGACGCCGUGGAGUUUAUCGCGGAGCAGACCGAAGAACGGCAGCUGGUGGCCAACGUGGACUAUGUGGCGCCAGAAGGAACUUUAUAUGUCACAUUGCUCGAUCCCAAGGUGUCGACCAAGAUCGACGAGAGCAUCAAUGCGGAAAUCGUGCGGGAGGGCUUGGCCAUGGUGCCGACCAAACUGAAGCCUUGGGAACGACAGGCCACCGAGACUCUGGCGCACCUUCGAGAGCUGCAGGACGAGGCGAAGAAGGAGCGUCGAGGCAUGUGGGAGUAUGGAGAUCUCACGGAAGAUUGAACGGAUCAUUCAGUACUCUGAUGGAUCUCUGAGACUCUACAACUCCAAUGUGCCCAAAAACCUAUCUCCAGAUGGACAGAUAAUCCCAUCGGCGGAACCCAACAUGUGCGGUCGAUGAUGUGUAGCGCCAUAUAAGAAAAGUAUUGCCUUACUUCAACUAUCAACCGUACGAGAGGGGUUUACUUCUGGAUUCGUCUGUCCCUAACAUCGACAAUGGGACGAGUCCGCUAUCUCCGUCCAGUGGAUUUGAUAAAAGUGUACUGCCAGUGUAGACGACCAUUUGCCGUGACAUAUGUCUGUGGACUGCCAGCUGCACUGAUAACUGUGUCGUACAGUGUAGAACAAUGCCGACUUUCCAGAAGGUCUGGACCGGUAGUACCGAACGAGGGCAAUCUCGAACUGUGGUGGAAAGGCUUUUCUCGUCGCUGUCACGGUCCGGCGAAAAAUGAACAUUAUUGCCCGUCGCGAGCCGAGUCGCCGAGUGUGAGUCCGAGUCCGAGAUGCUACGAGUAGUUCAAGUCGUCCCUGUGACGGUACGGACUAGCAAUAAAAUUAUUAGGUAGCCUGUGCACAAGAUGCAUAAAUUAUCGCAUCCGGCCACACAAGCCAUGUGCGUCAUAGAAAAAGAUCUAAUGCAGCUUAUGUAAG